AUGGCGGCGGCGACGGCAGGGUCGACACCGGCGAAGGAGGUGGUGAAGAAGAAGGUGGAGCUCAUGAAGGAGAUACGGGCGCACGAGGUGGCGAUCGCGGAGCUAGGCAACCUGAAUCCCUCCCGGACGGUGUACCAGAAAGCUGGCAACAUCUUCUUUCGCAAGAGCGUCAAAUCAGUGGUCACAACGGAGCAGAAGCAACUUGACCAAGCCAAGGCUCGGCUGAGCAAGCUGAACCAAGCCUGA
Molecule: messenger RNA, 246 nt
Organism: Miscanthus lutarioriparius
Lineage: Eukaryota; Viridiplantae; Streptophyta; Magnoliopsida; Poales; Poaceae
Source: the annotation of a GenBank genome assembly